UCUGCCUCAGAUCAGAAUAUUUCAGGCAAUCAAAGGAUCUAAAAUUGUUCCAACUUCGAAUGACCCAUUAAGUGAUGACAAUUUGCCCAAGUACCUCAAUUCCAUCUCGAAUUAAUGACUGUCUUUGUGGGUUUAAACUUGUUUGCUUGCUCUGUUUUGGGCAGUCUCAUAAUCUUGUUAUUAUUUGGGGUAAAUUUAUUAAUCUCAUUUCAUCUAUGAAGGUGGUAAAUAUGUAUAUAUAUGAAGUGUUUCUCCCAAGUACCUGAAUUUAAAUAGUAAAAUUGAACCCAAAGAAAAAAUAUAUAUUAAAUCUUUUAAUAAAUGAAUCUCACAUAUCAAAUAAAAAUUGGUGACGGAUAUUUUUCAAUUCACAAAAUACAUGUAUUUAAAUGAACUCAAAGUCAAUUUCACAAUGUCCAUAAGAAAAAGAAAAAUAAAAAUCAAACUACAUUGGUCACAAAAAUGUUCAUAUAAAAUACGGAGUUUUUGAACUCCUAUCCUUCUACCAACAGGUAAAUGGUGCAUGAUUAUGAUUAUUAUUUUUUUAGUUAUUAAAAUACAAAAUAUGUAAAAUUAUUUUAUUGUGACAUGAAUGUUACCAUUCAAAAUAAGAAAAUAAUAUAUAUAUAUAUAUAUAUGAUCCAAUACAUCUAAUCCUCUUGAACUCUGUAAUGACUUGAGUACGGUGAUCUAGCUUUUGUGCAAGCCCAUGCUCACUCGGCCUAAAUCAAUUUUCUUUUAUUAAUUUAUUUUUUUCUCUCUUUUUUUUUUUUUUUUCUUUUUUUUUUCAUUUUUGGGAAUUACCCUGCAUGUCCAAUCAGGUGUCAUUUAACGUAUCUUUCUACAAUUUAGGCUGUGGCAACGGGAAGGAGAGAAGGGAAAGAAUUUGCAAUUCCGACCUUCCAUUCCUUCCCUCCCUCCCUCCCUCCCUCUCUCCUCUCCUCUCCUCUCUGCAAUGAGGAAAGGAAGUAAUUUCUAUCAGAAAACUCAAAAUUGAUCUUUUUUUUUACCUUUACGCCGUGGAAACUGGAAGAAGCAGGGGAAAAAGAAUUCAUUGGCAAUUCCGUCCUCUGUUUCAUCACUGCAAUGAGGAAGGAAAAUAAUAGACAUAUGGGUUAGGCAAUGUCGACGGAAAUGCAAAACCCAGCAAGCCCUAACCUCAAUAACCCCAAUUCCAAUUCAAACUCCUCUCAACACGCUUCCAAUUACCCAUCACCAACUACAGCUACCGCACCCCCAUUCCCAAUUCACCAUGCCGCCGUCUUCAAAGGGUCCCAACACCGGAGAACUCACUCCGACCUCGAUUACCGGAUUCCCGACGACGAGAUGGGUUUUUCCGGCCGACCCUACAAUGGGUCUUCCUCGGCCAGCGUGGAGGAGGCCGGGUCCGUGGACGAGCUGUUUGCCACGUAUAUAGAUGUCGAGAAGCUUGGGGAAACCGAAGGGAGCGGCAGCGGCAAUUCGGCGGAGCGGAAUGGUUGCAGCGGCGGUGGUGGUGAGGGAGAGAAAAAUAUGAGUAGGCACAUGAAGCAUGGCAAUUCAGUGGAUGGGUUGUCGAAAAGAGGACAGGGCGCGUUUGGUGAAAUAAGGGAGUCCAGGAAAGCAAUUCCUCCUGAGCAAUUGGCUCAGCUUUGGUCAGUCGAUCCUAAGCGAGCAAAGAGAAUUUUGGCAAAUCGACAGUCCGCUGCCCGCUCAAAAGAGAGGAAGGCUCGUUAUAUUGUAGAACUCGAGAGAAAAGUUCAGACCCUUCAAGAAGAAGCCACCACACUUACUGCACAACUCACAUUAUUCCAGAGAGACACGGCUGGCCUGACUACUGAAAACACAGAACUUAAGCUUCGGUUACAAGCCAUGGAGCAUCAAGCUCGGUUCCGUGAUGCUCUGAAUGAAGCACUGAAGCAAGAAGUUGAACGGCUGAAGAUAGCUACUGGGGAAUUAGUUGCUCCCUCGGAAUCAUUGAACUUGGGGAUGCACAUGCAAUACAGCCCCUCAGCCUCACCAUCAACCCUUUUCUCACUUCCACAACAACCAGCACCUGUUCUUUCCCAGUUGCUGCCAUUUCAUAGUGACCAGCAGCACGUCGUGCUACCUCACCACCUGCAUCCAGAACAUUCCCAGACCCUCGAAAUUUUACAGAACGAUCCUCUCAGCUGCUUGCAGGGGCUAGAUAUCAGUAACAGAGGAUCACAAGUCGCGGAGACUGAAGGUUCUUCACUUUCUGCUAGUGAAAGUAGCUCCACCACAUCGUAAAAAGCCAACAAUUGGUGAAAGUAGCUCCACCACAUAGUAAAAAGCCAACAAUUGGUCGAGGCGGUGCCUUCACAAUAAAACUGUCUAUAGGCUUGCAUCAAUACAAAUAGAGAAGGUACAAUUCUUUUGUAUCAUUUUUUUUUGGCUCUGCGUGUAUAUCUUGCUGGGAUCAAUUCUUAAUUCUUUUAUUCUUGGGGUUUUUCACAAGAAAGGAAGCGUCCUUAAGUUUUAUUCACUGCGCUCACCAGUUUUCUUCGUAUUUGACAUGGAAUUUUGUUUUUUUUUUUUU
Cornus florida is the source of this 2539-nucleotide messenger RNA. Its product is annotated as transcription factor RF2b-like. The transcript has 4 exons. The record is from RefSeq and is a predicted model, not a curated record. Gene Ontology annotation, biological process: regulation of DNA-templated transcription. Gene Ontology annotation, molecular function: DNA-binding transcription factor activity. Gene Ontology annotation, cellular component: nucleus. Bases 1123 to 2250 code for a protein of 375 amino acids. NCBI's taxonomy places the organism in Eukaryota, Viridiplantae, Streptophyta, Magnoliopsida, Cornales, Cornaceae.